CCUCAACCGACUCCACAAUUGUCUGCAUUACCGUCAUUUCCGGUAUUUUUGAGUCAUUAGACGUAGAAGAAGGAAAAUAGUAGGCUAAAAUGUCUUAUAAUGAUCCUUCCAAAUACGGAGCACCACCAUCAUACGAAGAGGCAACAUCUGGCAUCCCACCAACAACAGAUCCAAGCGGUUACCCUGUAGCUCAAAGUGGGUUAAGUGCUACCACAACUGGCACCUCAGAUACUCAGCCCCAUUUAUUGAGUUCUGAGGGUACACAGGGGCUACCAUAUCCACAGUAUUCACAAUAUCCAAGCAGCUAUCCAUCUUCUCCAUAUCCACCCCAGUCCGGCUAUCCCAUCAACACAGCAGCAGCAUAUCAAGGUCCUACUUGUGGAGUUGGAUAUGGACAGUAUGGACAAAAUCAACAGAUUCCAUCGGAACUAGAUAGACGGAUGAGAAGAAGAAAAAUAGUUUUCAUGUCCAUGUUUAUAUUCGUUGUCCUCCUGGUGAUAUUUGCUCUAACCCGAUGGUUUUUAACCUAAAGAUGGAAUCAAUACGAAUAUGAGACCAUUAAUCACAUCAAACUGGAUGAAAAACAACUGCAAAUCAUGCAGCAGCCUGAGAACAUAUGCGUGAACAUUUUGAUUAUUUUUACAAUUGUUUUUAUAUAGAGCGGAAUGCAUUGUUUUCCUUUAUUUAUAGUUUUAAUUGUAUUUUACACAUGUAGAAAAGCAAACUCUGUGAAAAAAGUGUUUUAAAAAACAUAUUAUAUGGAUUUUGUUCGAAAAGCAUUUCAAAAAUUAUUAAUUGUUUUUUUUAUGCCUUAUUUUAAACUUUGUUACAUUUAUUACCAAAUAAAAUUAGAUUAUUGGACAAAAUGAAUUUCAUGAAAGUGAAAUUGUAUAUGUAUCCGAAAGAAAAAUGUCCUUGUUUUAAACAUUAGUAUGUACUUUAUAACACGCACAAUAUCAAUGUUUUAAAAUAUAUUUAUGAUAAGCUAUGAUUUAUUUUAGAUUUUUAUAAGUAAAAGAUAUGAAAUAUAAUUUGGGUUCAAAGUAUAUUAUCAGUACAAGUCAAUUCAUUGUAUUAAAAGUCUCCAAAUUUUAGAAAGUUUCAAUGUAUAUAUUCAGAACUGUGUUGAUAUUCCUGUGAUUGCACAUGUUAUAUAUGCAUUAAUACAUGUCUCAAUCUUUGAUUACUGUUGGUUUAUAUUGUAUUAAUUUAUACUGUUGGUUUAUAUAUAAUUGUAUUAAUUUAUAUGUCAUAUUAAUCUGAACUACCAGUAGUGGAAUAGAACUCCCAACUAGCCUGAUCGACUCCCAUCCUGAAAUGUUCAUUAAUUUUGCGAUUAAGGCCAAAAGAAUUAAAAUACUGGUUGUCAGACCAAGAGUUAAAAAUUUAAUGAGGCAUGCAGGUAUUUUAUGUUUUAUUGCAAAAUUUGCAAAGGGGAAUAAUUCAAUUUUCAUCAUUGAGUUAUGUGGCAAUAAAAUACAAUAAAUGCGGAUGCAUUUGAGCAAGUACAGGAGUGCCUGAGAACCAUUUAUACAUAUAAUUUUUUGGCCUAUAGAUGUUAAUUUAUAUAAUAUAAAGCAGUCCCAGAAUUUCAAGAUUGACAUUCCUCCUAACCCACCCUACCUUCUUCUGUAUGUGUAUACAUACAUAUGCUUAUUUACACAGAUUAUAUUAUUGUUAUUUUUUUGUUUGUUAUUGUUUAUGUAUUAAAAUAUUACAAUUAACCUCGUAGCUUAAGAUAAUUAUUUUAUGUAUGUUUUAAACAUUAGAUAUCUUUUUUAGCUCACCUGAACCAAAGGUUAACGUGAGCUUUUCUGAUCACCUGUCGUCCGUCCAUCUGUAAACUUUUCACAUUUUUGACUUCAUGUCUUAAACCACUGGGCCAAAUUUAACCAAAAUAGAUACUAAGCAUUCUUGUCUAAAGGGAAUUGUGAAUUGUCUAAAUAAAGGGCUAAACCCUUUUUAUAAGGGAGAUAAUUUUGAAAAACAAUGAGUAUAGGUUGUGUGUCUUUAAAAAUUUUCUUCUCAAGAACCACUGUACCAGAAUUGCCAAUAUUUACUAAAAAGCUUAUAUUUAUAGUGAAGAUUCUAGACAGGGUUCAAAGUUUAACAUAGGAUUAUAAAGGGAAAGUGUUAAAAAUAUUCCCAAGAACUACAAUGCUACAGUUUGUGAGAUUACAGUGCAACAUCCUUAAAUUGUGAAAAUUCUGAAUUGUGGACUUAUAUCGUGGCCCAGAAGGGAUUCAAAUUCAACAUAGAAAUAUAUGGGGAACAUGUUUGAAAAUCUUCUUCUCAAGAACUACAGUGCAACAGUUUGUGAGAUUACUAUGGAAGCAUCCAUGGCUAUUGUAGAUUCUAAAUUGGUAAAAUUGUGAGACUAAUACUGGGGCUCCAAGAGGGGUUUAAAGUUAAACAGAAAUAUUUAUUGAGAACUGUUUAAAAAUCUUCAUAUCGAGCACAAUAAUGCCAUACUUUGUGAGAACCAAUACUUGGGCCCAGUAAGGGGUUCAAAGUUUAAAUGGAAAUAGCAUAUGCUAUGAAAAAGAAUGUUACAAGGUACUGUUGUUCAGAUGAGCGAUGUGGCCCAUGGGCCUCAUGCUGUUUUUUAAACAUACAUCUGUACUAUUGCACACUAUUCUAUUGCUUUAUGAGAAUGGUUGAAAUUGUUUUAGGUUUAAAUUUUCAUUUUAAUAAUUGGUACCUUAUUUAUAUAUUUUAAAAUAUAGUCAAGCAAGUAUACAAGCUAAGUAUGUUUUAUUAAUUUCAUGAUUUUUUAAUAAAAAUAAAAGAAAUUGGUGA
Molecule: messenger RNA, 2799 nt
Organism: Magallana angulata
Lineage: Eukaryota; Metazoa; Mollusca; Bivalvia; Ostreida; Ostreidae
Exons: 5
Coding region: 90-530 (146 amino acids)
Source: RefSeq, a predicted model, not a curated record